Molecule: messenger RNA, 876 nt
Organism: Fukomys damarensis (Damara mole-rat)
Lineage: Eukaryota; Metazoa; Chordata; Mammalia; Rodentia; Bathyergidae
Gene: Pdx1
Product: pancreatic and duodenal homeobox 1
Exons: 3
Coding region: 94-876 (260 amino acids)
Biological process (GO): type B pancreatic cell differentiation; regulation of transcription by RNA polymerase II
Cellular component (GO): nucleus
Molecular function (GO): RNA polymerase II cis-regulatory region sequence-specific DNA binding; DNA-binding transcription factor activity, RNA polymerase II-specific
Source: RefSeq, a predicted model, not a curated record
AGCGAGCAGGGAAGUGGGAGCGCAGCACGGCGCCAAGUCCCUAACUGCAGCUCCCUAGUCCUGGAUCUUGGUCCCCAACCCCGGGCUGCUACCAUGAAUGGAGAGGAGCAGUACUACGCAGCCACGCAGCCUUAUAAGGACCCGUGUGUGUUCCAGAGGGGCCCGGUGCCAGAGUUCAGUGCCAGUCCUCCCGCGUGCUUGUAUAUGGGCCGUCAACCACCGCCGCCACCGCCACCCACGUUCCCUGGCGCCCUGGGAGCUCUGGAGCAGGGGAGCCCCACGGACAUCUCCCCUUACGAGGUGCCCACCCUCUCCGACGACCCCACGGUGGCGCACCUACACCACCACCUCCCUGCUCAGCUCACACUCCCUCACCCGACUGCCGGACCCUUCCCAGAUGGAACGGAGCCAGGGGCCCUGGAAGAGACCAGCCGUGUUCAACUACCAUUCCCGUGGAUGAAGUCCACCAAAGCUCACGCGUGGAAAAGCCAGUGGGCAGGCAGCGCCUACGCGGCCGAGCCGGAGGAGAACAAGCGGACGCGGACUGCAUACACUCGCGCGCAGCUGCUGGAGCUGGAGAAGGAGUUCCUGUUCAACAAAUACAUCUCGCGGCCGCGCCGGGUGGAGCUGGCGGUAAUGCUGAACUUAACAGAGAGACACAUCAAGAUCUGGUUCCAAAAUCGCCGUAUGAAGUGGAAAAAGGAGGAGGACAAAAAGCGCGGCGGCAGUGGCGGGCCCUCGACCGGGGAUGGCGGGGGCGCGGAGCCCGAGCAGGACUGCGCUACUGCGGCCCGAGAGGGCCGCCUGCCUCCUGGCCUGAGCGCAUCGCCUCAGCCCUCCAGCGUUGCGCCCCGGUGCUCGCAGGAACCUCGGUGA